Penicillium expansum is the source of this 303-nucleotide messenger RNA. RefSeq names its product SCF ubiquitin ligase complex subunit HRT1. Bases 1 to 303 code for a protein of 100 amino acids. Gene Ontology annotation, molecular function: ubiquitin protein ligase activity; zinc ion binding; cullin family protein binding. Gene Ontology annotation, cellular component: cullin-RING ubiquitin ligase complex; nucleus. The record is from RefSeq and is a predicted model, not a curated record. The transcript is spliced from 3 exons. Gene Ontology annotation, biological process: protein ubiquitination; ubiquitin-dependent protein catabolic process. NCBI's taxonomy places the organism in Eukaryota, Fungi, Ascomycota, Eurotiomycetes, Eurotiales, Aspergillaceae.
AUGGCAGACGUGGAGAUGAAGGAAGCCGCUACUGGCUCCUCCAAGGGCAAGGCCGUGGCCAAGGGCUCCGAUAAUGCCGACAAGAAGAAGUUCGAGGUCAAGAAGUGGAACGCUGUUGCCCUGUGGGCUUGGGAUAUCGUCGUUGACAACUGUGCCAUUUGCCGAAACCACAUCAUGGACUUGUGCAUCGAAUGCCAGGCCAACCAAGGAUCAUCAACAACGGAAGAGUGCACUGUUGCCUGGGGUAUCUGCAACGUGAGGAACCCCGCAUCCACCCCAUCCGACCAUAUGACCAUAGGCUAA